CGGGGAGCGGGGGCGGAGCAGCGGCUGGGCCUUGCCGGGCCGGGCCCUCUUUGGCCGAGCGGCGGAGGAGGAGGUGGAAAAGGAACAUGUUCUCAUCCAGGCUCUUCACCUUGGUCCUGGUUGUGAAACGACAGGAAGUUCUCCUCGGAUAUAAAAAACGUGGCUUCGGAGCCGGGCGAUGGAAUGGCUUCGGGGGAAAGGUGCAAGACGGGGAGACCAUCGAGGAAGGAGCCAAGAGGGAAUUACUGGAGGAGAGUGGGCUGACAGUGGACACCUUACAGAAGAUAGGUCACAUCACAUUUGAAUUCCUUGGCAACUCUGAGCUAAUGGAUGUCCAUGUCUUCCGCACAGAUAGUUUCCAUGGAAAUCCAACUGAGAGUGAUGAAAUGCGUCCUCAAUGGUUCAAACUGGAUCAGGUGCCUUUCAGUGAAAUGUGGCCAGAUGACAUCUACUGGUUUCCACUGCUGCUCCAAAAGAAGAAGUUCCGGGGAUACUUUAAGUUUCAAGGGCACGAUGUCAUCCUGGACUACACCCUGAAUGAAGUGGAAACAGUCUAAGGGAAGUUAAACACCUUUCCCUUUUACCACUGGACUCACCCAACCCCUAGCUCAGGAAACAGUCUAGUAAGCAUUUCAAACUGCUGGCCCAGUUGUGCCUAUUUUAGCCAAUGACUCUUUUAGCUUUUCAGACAUAAUUUUGCUAUUGUUCUUGUCUAUCCGUCUCCCCCGAUUAGACCGUAAGCCCGUCAAAGGGAAGGGACCGUCUCUGUUACCUAUUUGUACAUUCCAAGCGCUUAGUACAGUGCUCUGCACAUAGUAAGCGCUCAAUAAAUACUAUUGAAUGAAUGAUUUUCUCUAUCCACCUGAAAGA
Messenger RNA from Ornithorhynchus anatinus (platypus), 870 nucleotides. It is a transcript of the gene NUDT1, whose product is annotated as nudix hydrolase 1. Gene Ontology annotation, biological process: DNA protection. NCBI's taxonomy places the organism in Eukaryota, Metazoa, Chordata, Mammalia, Monotremata, Ornithorhynchidae. The coding region runs from base 87 to 557 and encodes 156 amino acids. The record is from RefSeq and is a predicted model, not a curated record. Gene Ontology annotation, molecular function: 8-oxo-7,8-dihydroguanosine triphosphate pyrophosphatase activity. The transcript has 4 exons.